This is a messenger RNA of Musa acuminata subsp. malaccensis (wild Malaysian banana), 1545 nucleotides long. Its product is annotated as protein HOMOLOG OF MAMMALIAN LYST-INTERACTING PROTEIN 5. Gene Ontology annotation, cellular component: multivesicular body. NCBI's taxonomy places the organism in Eukaryota, Viridiplantae, Streptophyta, Magnoliopsida, Zingiberales, Musaceae. Gene Ontology annotation, biological process: late endosome to vacuole transport via multivesicular body sorting pathway. The record is from RefSeq and is a predicted model, not a curated record.
AUGGAAGCAGCCCCCGCUUAUUUCUUCUUGGUUCGUUCGAGAUGGCCUCCUCGUCGGGGUUGUGUACGGUUUGCUACGAUAAGGAAGAAGAAUUCGUUCCUCUGUGAGGAGACAAAGGAUCCAAUCAAUAAUAUCAAAUCUUCCCACAAAAGAGAGACCUUCGAGGGAUUAACUGGGUGUCAUGUCAGGUGUUGGGGGCGACGCGGAGCCGGCGAAGCUCCUCCUGCCUUACCUUCAAAGGGCCGACGAGCUGCAGAAGCAUGAACCCCUCGUCGCCUACUACUGUCGGUUCUACGCGAUGGAGCGAGGGCUGAAGAUUCCGCAGAAGGAUCGAACCAAGACCACCAACGCCCUCCUCAUCUCCCUCAUGAACCAACUCGAGAAGGAUAAAAAAUCAUUAAAGUUAGGGCCGGAUGACAACCUUUACGUGGAGGGAUUUGUAUCUAAUCUUUUUGCAAAGGCAGAUAAACAAGAUCGUGCUGGGCGUGCUGACUUGAAUACUGCAAAGACCUUUUAUGCAGCCAGCAUCUUUUUUGAGAUUUUGAGUCAAUUUGGUGAGCAUCAGCCCGAUAUUGAGCAAAAACAGAAGUAUGCAGUUUGGAAAGCUGCAGAUAUAAGGAAAGCCUUGAAAGAAGGCCGGAAGCCUGAACCAGGCCCUCCUGGUGGUGAUACAGAUUUAUCAAUUUCCUCGAGCCCAUCAAGCAACACAUAUGACCUGCAACCAAGUGACAGUUUUCCAUCCAGCCAGAGAGGUGGUGAUGCAUCACCUCAUCAUGUUGAUGUAGAUAAGAUCAUAGGAAGAAGUGAGAGCUUUGCAGGUAGCUACCAAAGUGCCAACUUAUCAUCUCAGGAUGCUGAUGAGGUUACCAUGCAGGGUUUCGGUCAACCGCCUGCGACAUCAUCCUCUUAUGCUAGUCCUGAAGUUCACCACCUUCAACAGACCAGCGGGCCUGAAUAUUCUGCUUACUCUCAACAAUAUGAUCAUCAUUCUUACAGAGAUGAGCUCCAACAUAUGCCUCAAAAUAAUCAUUCAGAAAACCCUACUCCUCCAUUUCCCUAUCCUAAUUUUCAGUCUUAUCCAAGCUUCCAUGAUAGCACCUUCCCGUCUGCCCCCACUCAUCAGCCUUCUUACUACCAUGCCCAUGAUUCUGCAUCCUCUCACCAACCUGCUCCUGUUUCACAUUAUGCACCACCAGCACAGUACAGUUCUGGCAGUCUCGACGAGAGUCAUGUGGUACAAGCGCCUCUAUCGGCCGAGAGAUACAAGUAUGACAGCAGUUAUCAGCCACCUGCGGAGAAAAUUGCAGAGGCUCAUAAGGCAGCAAGGUUUGCUGUUGGUGCACUUGCAUUUGAUGAUGUCCCUGUUGCGGUGGAUUUCCUUCGGCGUUCUCUUGAACUUUUGACCAAUCCUUCAGCUGAAACCCAUUAGUUUGUAUUGUAUUAGGGUCAUUUACUCUCUCUCGUACUUUUGACCAAUCCUUCAGUUGAAACCCAUUAGUUUGGAUUGUAUUAGGGUCAUUUACUCUCAAACCCCAAUUCUUCUUA